CCCAUCUGGGUUUAUUAUAGCAUUCUUAGAAUAUUGUUGCAUGGUUUAUCAUUACAUCAUUGUAGAAUCAAAAAUAUAGUUUUGUUUCUACAGCCAACAGAGGUAACAAAGCCUUCACCAUCUUUGGGACUGCAAGAACAUACUUUAUCCAGUGUGACAGAACUUGGGAUGAAACAGCCUCACUUGCAAAGUGAAUGCUGCCUCUCAGAAGAUAUUCAGCCGCAUAAACCGUCUUGUUCUGAGGAAGUUAUCAAGUCUCUUGAUUCGUGCCCAGAUAUGGAAGGAGGAAGUGUAUUUUCUGACUCUGAGGAUGAACAGGAAGAUUGGAAAGAUAAAGCCAACCUUGGAAAAAACGAUGCAGUGUUCCUUCCCCCACCAGAUCCUGCUAUGUUUUUCUCUAUAUUUGAUGAAUCAUCUACUUCAGCAAACCAAAAUAUAAGUCGUUCUACAGAUCGUGCCCAGAAAACUGCUCGGCGCCCUCUUGCUGUUCGCAAACCUUCAGAUUCUAUCACUGCGAAAGAAAACAUACCACCAGAAGCCUGUGAUGAGCUGCAUGGAAUUGAGCCUUUGGCUGAAGAUGCAAUUGUGACAGGCUCCUACAAGCACAAAAGCCUUUGUGCCAACCCAGAAGACACGUGUGACUUUGUUAGGGCUGCCCAUCUGGCCUCAACUCCCUUUCAUGGGGUGGUAGCUCAGAGAAUCCCAGCUCCUGCUUAUUCACAGAGUGUUCUAAAGGAAGACUGUCCAGAACCCAAGAGUGCACCUCUGAAUGAGAAAACACCAGUUUGUGAGGGAACAUACAGUGAAGCUCUCUGUGUAAAUAAAUUGAGCCCAAUAAUGGAAGCAAGCCUGGAGGAUACUCGUUUGUCAGGUUCUUCCGUCUCUUCAGGAUCUUCUCUUUCCUCUGUUACACAAAUAUCCACAAUUAAAUACCUGCACAUCCCUGAGAAUCUGGAACUUGCUCAUAGCUUGCCUGCUGAACUAAUUGCUGAUUCUGGAGGUGAUGGUACAACUCAGUUCUUGUGGAAUGCUGAACAGCGUAAAAAGCUUCUAGAUCCCAUGCCAGAGUCAUUGACUGCUUCUCCACAUUUUCAUUUGGAGACUGGUUCUCUGCCUGUCAUUGAGUUUGAGAAAGACAUUGAGCUAGGAAAUGAAACUUACUGUAUCAAACGGGAAUAUUGGACCAAUGAAGAAUACAAAAUGCUUUUUGCCAUUCCAGUUAACUUUCUUCAAUUAGAUGCAAAGGGAUUUGCAAUAAAGGUGUAUUCUCAGCCUGUUCCUUGGGAUUUUUAUAUCAUGCUUCAACUACAGGAGCGUUUGAAUGCUGACUUUGACCAAAGCUUCAGUGAAAACUGUAGCUGUUUCUUGUACCAAGAUGGCUGUGCUAUUUUGCACAGGAAUAUAAAUCGCUUCACGCUUGGGGAUGUUAUUUUUGGCUGCAAGUCCAUUAAAGAGGAAGUUAUUCUACUAGUUGUUUAUAAUCUUCUGGGUGUGGUAGAGAAGCUCCACAAAGCAGAGAUUGUCCAUGGAGAUCUGAGGCCAGAAAUAUUCUUUCUGGGAGACAGGAUCUGCGAUCCAUUUGCUAAUAAUGAGAUGACAAGAGCUCUGAAGAUAGUGGAUUUCUCUCACAGUUUGGAUUUAAGAUUGCAGUCUCGAGUAAGCUUACUCAGCAGCUUUCCAAUAUCUCAGACCUCUCAUGGACAGAAGCUUCUGGCAAAAAGUUGCCUUCCUUAUCAGGCAGACUUGGUUGGCGUUGCAGAUAUAGCCCAUUUGAUGCUGUUUGGUGAGCAUGUCCAGGUCUAUCAGGAGAACUCCAUUUGGAAAAUCAGCCAAAAUGUAUCCAAGUAAGUCUGUUUUCAGAGAAGGCUGCUGUUAA
Messenger RNA from Meleagris gallopavo (turkey), 1876 nucleotides. It is a transcript of the gene BUB1B, whose product is annotated as BUB1 mitotic checkpoint serine/threonine kinase B. NCBI's taxonomy places the organism in Eukaryota, Metazoa, Chordata, Aves, Galliformes, Phasianidae. Gene Ontology annotation, molecular function: protein kinase activity. Gene Ontology annotation, cellular component: nucleus. The record is from RefSeq and is a predicted model, not a curated record. Gene Ontology annotation, biological process: mitotic spindle assembly checkpoint signaling; meiotic sister chromatid cohesion, centromeric.